Molecule: messenger RNA, 1588 nt
Organism: Protopterus annectens (West African lungfish)
Lineage: Eukaryota; Metazoa; Chordata; Ceratodontiformes; Protopteridae
Product: CTD small phosphatase-like protein 2-B
Molecular function (GO): phosphoprotein phosphatase activity
Source: RefSeq, a predicted model, not a curated record
GGCUGUUUGCAAAAUGAUGCUAAGGUCCCGUAAAAUCACGCCAAGGUUACCAAAGGAACCUGUGACACCAGGAUCAGACAAACAUGACACAAGGUCACGAAGAUCUUCCACAAAAGGGCAAAACCAUGGAAGAGAGACAUCAACAAACUGUACUGACCCUUGGGAGGACUCUGAUGAUGUCAUUCUAGUAGGUCUCACAAUGCCAGCAUCCAGACAGACAAAGAGCCGAAGAAAACGUUGCGACAGAGAUUUGGAAGAUGAGUUGGAAGAUUUUGUAACAGCACCACAAAGGCGUUCAGUAAGAGUGCGGUUUGACUUGGAUGACACACCAACCAAGUCAACACAAUUCAUCAAUGAAGCAUACUCUCCUGUGAAAUUUUUUUCCUCACUGACUGAUGAUGCAUUCUCUUCAGUAACUAGAAGCAAGAAAACCGAAGAUCAGGUGUUUGACUCAUCACAUUAUUUUAGCCAUAUUCCUUCUGAGGACAACAAAGAAAAUGAUGUUAACAUAUGUGCAUUCUUUAAAGACCUUCCACCAUUAUCUGAGAAUCAAAAAUUCCUUAAGAAUGAAGUUGCGGUCAAAACACGAAGCAGCCCAGAAAAUACACUCGUCCUGGAUCUAGAUGAAACACUUGUUCACUGCUCAGUGAUCCCAAUGGCCAAUGCAGACUACACUUUCUCAGCUGAUUUCCUAGAUGGAUGUUAUAAGAUUUACAUGAAUGUGAGGCCGUAUGUGAAGGAGUUCUUAGAAAAACUCUCCAGAAUUUAUGAGAUAUUCAUCUUCACCACUGCAAAGAGAGACUAUGCACAAAAAAUCUUGGAUAUUGUGGAUCCACAGAAAAAAAUCAGGCAUCGUCUCUUCCAGGAAGACUGUAUCUGUGUCAAAGGCCAUUAUAUUAAAGACCUGUCGCUCCUCAAACGUGAUCUGAGCAAGUUGGUUGUGGUAGACACCUCAGUGCACAAGUUUGCUUAUCACAUUAAUAAUGGAAUUGUGAUCCCAGGCUGGCUGUGUGAUAGAAAAGACAAAGAACUGCUCAAAUUAAUCCCAUUUUUGGAGAAACUGACUGAAGAGGGGAAGACAAGACUACAAGUUCCCAUGCUCCAAACUGCAAAAAUGUCUCAUAAGGUUUAUAGUUUCCCUAGAAUAUAUCAUUCCAAGGAAUACCAGCAGAUAGGCUGAUGGUUAUCUACAUCAUUUAUCCAUUUCCCAGGGUGAUGUUCGCAUCAGAAUAUCUCGGAUGUACCCAUUUCACAAGCUGCUUGUUGAAGACUAAAAGAGAAGAAAGCUCUUGAGUUAAAUGGAUUCUAAAUGCAAUUAUCCAACUCGUGUUUGUUUUUUUAAUCGUGGAAUGCAGACUUUCCAAUUGAUUUACUUAUUGCAAAAAGUUUACUUGAAAUUUUCUCAUCUCAAGCAGGAUAAAUUUAGCAGUCUGUUUUUUGAUCAUUUAAUUAUUUUUCAUUUUAUUUGAAUUGGAAUGAAAACUGCAGGAGUGUAGAGUGAGUAGUACAACUAAAUUGACGUUUUAUUUGUUUUUAAUCAUGUAGCUUUUUACUUUGUUUUUAAAAUUAAUAAAAUUAUUUAUUUGUA